Molecule: messenger RNA, 1119 nt
Organism: Gloeophyllum trabeum ATCC 11539
Lineage: Eukaryota; Fungi; Basidiomycota; Agaricomycetes; Gloeophyllales; Gloeophyllaceae
Exons: 7
Coding region: 1-1119 (372 amino acids)
Biological process (GO): translation
Molecular function (GO): GTP binding; GTPase activity
Source: RefSeq, a predicted model, not a curated record
AUGGACAUUGCCCAGCAAUCACUAACCACGCCGCACCGGCAGAUCACCAUCCUAGAUGCUCCUGGACACAAGGAUUUCAUCCCUAACAUGAUAUCGGGCGCGUCGCAGGCCGAUUGUGCACUAUUAGUGGUGGACGCCUCCACCGGCGAGUUUGAAGCCGGGUUUGAACGGGGAGGCCAGACGAGAGAGCAUCUGCUGCUCGUCAGGAGUCUGGGUGUCUCCCAGGUCGUGGUGGCCGUCAACAAGCUGGACAUGGUACAAUGGGAGCAAAGUCGAUAUGACGAAAUCUUGGGCCAGAUGCAGCCCUUCCUCCUGCAAUCUGGCUUCCAGCAGUCCAAGACGAGCUUCGUUCCUGUCGGUGCGAUGUCCGGAGUUAACUUGGUGAACCGUGAUGCCCCCGAGGCAGCAGCACUCUCCCGCUGGUACUCCGGACCAACCUUGGUUGAUCUGCUGGACGUUCUCGAACCUCCCUCCAGGAACAUAACGGCUCCGCUGCGUUUCCCGAUCUCGAAUGUGUUCAAGGGGCAAAGUUCCGCGUACGGUGUACAGGGCCGAGUAUGCGGCGGCAUCGUCCAAGUGGGCGAACGUCUCCGUAUAUUGCCUGGGGACGAAAGUGCGCUGGUGAAAUACAUUGACCACGAAGAGGAAAAUGUCGAAUGGGCUGCAGACGGGUCCAAUGUCACUCUGUACCUGACGGGUGUGGACCCUGUACACCUCAACGUCGGGAGCGUUCUCUGCCCACCGUCUGAUCUUGUCCCGCUUGUGACGGUAUUCACAGCCAGAAUUCUCGUAUUCGACGUUUCACUCCCCAUCACAGCAGGCGCAUCGGUGGAGCUGUUCCACCAGGCGCAUGACGUGCCGGCAUCCAUCUCUAAGCUAUUAGCAACGCUUGACAGAGCGAACGGGACCAUCAUCCGAAAGAAUCCUCGGGUACUCACUAAGGGUGCAUCUGCGGAAGUCCAAAUCACUUUGCGCAGCUCAGUGUAUUCUGGACCCGCUGCGAGACCACGUCCCAUCCCACUAGAAACGUUUGCCUCAAAUAAAGAAAUGGGGCGGAUUUUGAUCAGACGAGAGGGCGAAACCAUAGCUGCAGGCAUCGUGCUUGAAAUCCUUUCCUGA